Molecule: messenger RNA, 1773 nt
Organism: Sciurus carolinensis (gray squirrel)
Lineage: Eukaryota; Metazoa; Chordata; Mammalia; Rodentia; Sciuridae
Product: translation initiation factor IF-2-like
Exons: 3
Coding region: 206-577 (123 amino acids)
Source: RefSeq, a predicted model, not a curated record
GAGGAGGGAGCGAGAGGGAGGUGUGGGGAGCAGAGCGGAGAGGGGGGCCACCGGGGGGCGAGCGCAGCUCCGCGGCCCCCACCCCUGCGCGUACCCGCGCGCACACGAACACACUCACUCGCUCGCACGCCCCGUAGACCCCGGGCCCGGCUGCGCGGAGCGGCGCCCACAGAAUGAAAUCACUGCAGCUGCAGGGCCAGAAUGGAUGCCCGAGGGCGGCGACCGUCCUCAGGCCCGGCAGGCGAGCGAGGAAAGGACGGAGGCUAGCUUCGCUCUCAGCGUUGGGCGCUCGAGCUCAGUGCACCCGCGGCUCCACCUGACCGCGCGGCUGGGACGCGGGGACCACUGGCGGAGACCAGGCUCUGGGUCCGCCGCACGGCCUGGCGGCGGUUCCCUCCCCCGCGGCCCUGCUCGCGCCGCCCCGCGCGCUGCGGGCAGGUCGGCCCUGGGUGCUGGACCGGGAGCCGAUGGCCGCACCGGCGAGGACAGAACGGAGUCCCAGGCCCCAGCAAUCUCCCGCCCCGGCUUCUCUCCCUCCCGCUCCAGGCCGGGCCUCUCGGUCACACCGCCCCUUUAACGGCGGCUCCCGCCCCGCCCGCCCUCCUGGCGCUGCUAUUGGUCGCUGUGGCCUCGUCAAUCCGCCGCUCCCGCCCCUAGGCCGCCCAGCCCCGCCUCCCCGGCGCCCCAGGAGCUCCUCGCCGCCCAGGCAUCUGCCGAAUGUGCCCGCGGGCCGGGCCUGCCAGCCUGAGGCGUUUCGCCCGCUCGCUUGGUGCUGCGGCUCCUCCGCCGGGCGGACAGCGGCGCCCCUGGGAGUAGAGCAGCAAGCGUUGGGAGAGCCCAGGCCGUGGGGUCACGUCGCCCUGGGCUAGUCGCUGGCCAGAAGCCGGACGGUACCCAGAGAGGCCAUCGACUCCCCGGGGAUCAGAGCCACUCCCAGCAACUUUAAGACCCCAAGGACUGCGGGCCCGGGCAUUCGGUGCUGCCCGAGACGUGGCUAGCCACUGGGUAGUCACUCCGGAGGCCGUGCGCGGUGGAACAUUUCAGGCGAUAGCCCGUCCCGGAGCGCGCGGCAGGGAGCAGCCCGGGGGCCUGUCUCUUGCGGGGUUUGGCAUUCUCCCUAUUCCUUCCCCUCCCUUGCUGAACCUACUUUGUGGUAUUGAAAACAGGUAAAGGACGGCGGGCAUAGAUAGUCAAACUUACCGGUCUCUUCAAUUCUCUGGACUCUCACCCAGACACCGCCCCCACACCGGGCGGUGGUCCCCACCCACCCCUGGGCGCACUUAGUUCCCCCCGCCGCUCGCCUCCUGCUCCGAUUACAGCAGUAAACAUUGGGCAGUGCCCCCCCACGAGGGUGGGGGUUGUUUGGAAGUCAUUUAAAGACCGUGUCACCCUCGGGGUAGAUGCCCAGUAGUCGAGUCUGCUGCCACGAGGAAUUGAAACGUGUGGGACGCCAGCAGCCAAGCAAGGCUCAGGCCAGAGUUUGGCUGAGGGUCAGGCUCAGGGCCUGGGGAAAAGAAAUCGUCAGACUCGUAGGGCUUAACCUUUCCAUAGGUAAAUAUCACUUCUCCGGGAGUGAUGAGCUGGCCACGAAGCUGCUUCCCGUGCGGCCCCCGGCCAGCCCCCUCGACCCUGAGGCUCCUGGCUGCACCCUGAGCCGCUGAGGACAUUUCCUGUCCCUCCGCCCGAAGCUCGUGCUCUCGAGGUAACCAGAGAGGGAACUGCGGAUCCCCAGGCUGCAGAGGUGUGAAGGGACAGUCUAAGACCAGCGCCUUU